AUCAAAACUUAAACUAAAAUAAGAAAACAUCUUCCAUAACUAUAACAUUAAAAAAAUAUUUUUAAGUCAUAUAAUUGAAUUUAUUCUAGUGUAAUAGUUUUUUUUUUUUAAAUUUAAUGAAAUAAGUGUAUAAUCGAUCAUAAGUGUUAUUUUAGAGAAAAAAAAAUUAACAAAAACCAUUUUAUUGAAAGAAAAUUUUCUCAAAUUCUUGGAAUAUUAUAAAGAAAACUUCUUUCUAUUGUGGAUUAUGUAAAAAAUUAUUCAUAACGAUGGACAAUGGAAGAGGAAACUCUUGUCACCUAAUUAAAGAUUUUAAGUUAAUUUGGAGUCCAAAACAGAAAAUAAAGAAAAAAAUCUGAAGUUAAUGAAUUUCUAUGAAAUCUCAAAACACCACAACUUACAAUUGAUCGAAAACAUUCCUACAUCUAAAAACUUUAAGAUAAAUUUAAGAUAAUCUUAAAAAUAUUAAAAAUUGAACACGCCACUUACUCGACAACAUUGAACAUUUCAACACUGGUCCGGUAUAUUCAAUAAAGUAAUGGUGGACUAAUAAUGCGAGAAAAAGACCAUUCGCCAAGGAAAAUGUUACCUAGUCCAAAACAGGGUUCAGUGUACCCGAUGUUAGGUAAUAAUCACAAUCAACAUCAUAAUCAUAAUCAGCAUACAACAUCAAUACCAACAUCACCUUAUAAUUCUUAUAUUCCGUUUGAUUUAUCAAUUACGGCCGCCACUCGUUCUUUAUCUUCUCCAACUAGAUUAACAUCGCCCACAUUGAAUUCAAAUAUAAAUUGUCCUAAUACAAAUGGCAAAAAUAUUAAAAUAUUAAAUGGAAUAGAAGGUACUGAAAACUCAUUAGUAACAACACCUGAGCAACCACUCGAUUUAAGAUUAGAAUAUAAAAAAACUAAUAUAAAAGGUGAAAAUUUAGAAGAUGAAAAUAGCAAUGUACUUAUGAUUGAUGCCAAUCACACAAACGUUAAGAAUGAAGAACAGCAACCUUUACCACUAACAUCAUCAAAAUCUACAUAUUCAAAUAUUAAUUUAAGAUUACAAUUAUCACAGUCCCCAAUUAAUUCUACAUUCAAUAAUGCAAACUUAAAUGCUAAUAGCAAAAAGAAUCUUUAUGUGCACCCAUAUAACCAACAUCAUAAUGACAAUAAUAAUAAAUAUCGUAUAGCAAAUAAAUCACAUAAUUUUCGUCAUCAGCAACAUCAUCUUCAACCGCAACGGAAUCAAAAUAACAAUAAUGAUAACUUUAGACCUAAUUUUAAUUUAAGUAACAAUAUUAACAAUAAUAAUAAUAUUAACUCCAAUUAUUCAAGUAAAUUCGAAGGUUUAUCACCAACGGAGCGUUACACAUCUUCUUUACAUAACAAUAAUAAUAGUAAUAGCAAUAAUUCAUUAAUAGAUAAUUUAUCUUAUAAGGAUGAUAUUCAAGUCACAGCAGCAGCAAAUUUACAGCAACAAAUGUCAAAUUUAUUUCCGCCUCAUGUUGCCUUACAUCCAUCAAUGUUAGCUGCAAUGGAGGCAAUGGCUAAGGCGGCACGAAUUCCAUUACCAUAUCGAAAUCCAUUCAACGCAGCAACAAGGCAGCUAACAACAAAUACAUUUGAUUUGUUGCCACCACCAACAUCAACGAAUCGAGAUCUUUUACAAUCACUACCUGUACAUUUAGUUUCAUCUCUUGUCAAUCAUCAAUCUCAUCAACAACAGCAACAACAACAGCAGCUUCAACCUCAUCAAGAAAGGCAACAAAGUAGCCCUUCCAUAAAUUUAAAAAAUCAUUCUCAUUAUCCCUCAAUAAAUAACUCUGGAACUCAUGCGCACCCAAGAAACUUAAAUUCGGCAACUUCGUCAAAUAAAUCAAAUAUUCAACUUAAUGAUAUCAAAGAACGAGAGGCUACUACACCUAUUAAUUGUAACAAUACUAGCAACGGUAAUUUAAAUAAUCAUAAUAAUAAUAUCAAUAAUAAAAAUAGUAGUAAUAAUAAUAAUAAUAGUAAUACUAAUAAUAAUAAUAAUAAUAACAAUAGCAACAGUGGCAAACAUAAUAAUAGCAAUAAUAAGAAUUCAACUCCUGCUCAUAUUAAGAACAAAGACCGAUAUGUAUGUAAAUUUUGUGGAAAAGUUUUUCCACGUUCUGCGAACUUAACACGCCACCUGCGAACUCAUACUGGUGAACAACCUUAUAAAUGUAAAUAUUGUGAACGUUCCUUUAGUAUAUCAAGUAAUUUACAACGUCAUGUUAGAAAUAUUCAUAAUAAAGAGAGACCAUUUAAAUGUGCGCUAUGUGAACGAUGCUUUGGUCAACAAACAAAUUUGGAUCGGCACCUGAAAAAACAUGAAGCUGAUGCAGCAUCUUUAGGUUUAGGUCUAGAUGAAAGAAUACGUGGUUUACGUAGGCACAGUCGCAUUUCAAAUAAUAAUUCAUCAUUGAAUUUCAAUCAUAAUAAUAACAAUAGCAGUAAUAAUAAUAAUAAUCAUCAUCAUCAAAAACAACAACAUCAAUCACAGCAAAAUGAUGGCAACACAAACAAUAAAAAUAACAAUAAUAAUAAUAAUAGUAAUAUAAACAAUAAAAACAAUGAUAAAAAUUUACAAACAAUUGCAACAACAAAUACUACCUCCAAUGUAAAUAUAUCAAAUACUCUGGCAACAUCAACCGUUGAUGAACCUUUUUUUGAUGAAAUUAGAUCAUUCAUGGGAAAAGUAACAUUACCACUUACUUUAAGAAGUCAUUUAAAACGAAACAAUAACAACAAUAAUAAUACCAAUAAUAAUAACAAUAAUAAUAACAAUAAUAAUAACAAUAAUAAUAACAAUAAUAAUAAUAAUAAUAAUAAUAAUAAUAAUAAUAAUAAUAAUGACAAUAAUAACAAUAAUGAUACUAGUACUAAUAACAAUAAUAAUGAUAAUGACAAUGAUAAUGAUAAUAAAAGUAUUAAAAAUAAUUUACCUGAUGAAGAAGAUUUAAAUAAAACUAUCGAAAACCAUCGCAAUAAUGAAACUAGUUCCUCAUCAUCAUCAUCAGCUUCAUCUUCAGCAUCAUCUUCAUCAUCAGCUGCUUCAAUAGCUGAUGAAGAAUUACCAUCUCCAAAGUACAUAAAAUGUGAUGAAAAUCGAAAAAGAAAAUCUCUCGAAACAAACAACAAUAAUAUUAUUAACGAUAACAAUAGUAAUAAUAACGAUAAUGAUAACGAUGAUACUAACGAUCAUCAUACAAUCAUAGAAAACAAUAUUAUUAAAAAAAAUAAAAAUAGUAGUAAAAUUAAUAACGUAGUUAUUAAACAAGAAUUUACAAAUGAUAAAGAUUAUGAAACAAAUGAUGAUACAAACAAUAAUAAUAACAACAACAUUUUAAAUGUUAAUAAAAAUAAUAAUACUAAUGUUGAUAUUAAAAUUGAAGAUAUUAAAAAUAUUAAAUCACCUACAUUAUCGAAUUAUGAGGAUGAUAACAAUUGUGAAACUACAAUUAAAAAAAUUAAAAUUGAAUCUGCCGAAAGUGUUCAAGUUACCUGAAAUUUUAAAAAAAAAAAACAAAAAAACUAUACAAAAAAUAAAAUUAAUGGAAAAUUAAAAUGCAAAAAAUAUUUUACCUAUAUAAUGUAAAAAUAACUAUAUACUUAUAAUUACUGUAAAAUUGAGAAACAAUGAACUCAUAAGAAUAGUAUAUAAAUAGUAAAAUAUUAAAUAAUUUAAAAG
Messenger RNA from Condylostylus longicornis, 3702 nucleotides. RefSeq names its product GATA zinc finger domain-containing protein 14-like. Bases 553 to 3519 code for a protein of 988 amino acids. Lineage: Eukaryota; Metazoa; Arthropoda; Insecta; Diptera; Dolichopodidae. The transcript is spliced from 3 exons. Gene Ontology annotation, molecular function: DNA-binding transcription factor activity, RNA polymerase II-specific; RNA polymerase II cis-regulatory region sequence-specific DNA binding. Gene Ontology annotation, biological process: regulation of transcription by RNA polymerase II. The record is from RefSeq and is a predicted model, not a curated record.